AUGAUCCAGAUCCUGCGGAAUGGCAUUGACAUAGACAGGCACCACAUCAAAGGCAUCUACAUAUGCAUGGUCGGCAAGGAUAGCUCGGACGCCAAGGAUAGCGAGCAGUCCGGGAAUGCCAUGGCGGGUGUCAUUUGCACCCUGCGGGAGGGCGAGCCGCAGAACGAAGAUUGGACGGGGGAAGGCGAAGAGGCCUCCUCAGCUUGGCGUGGGACCACCAUCACUGCGCGCAGCAAGAGCGGCACCAAGUACAGCCCCAUCACCGUGUCAUACCAAGAUUGCCACAUGACUUUUCGGCCGUGGGACCCGGAGUCGUGCGCGCUGGCGGCAGCCAUCCACAACCGCAUCAUCCACUUCCCCAUCCGUCCGAAGAGCAUCGUCUUCGCCCUGGGGUGCUCUCUCCAGACCUUGAGCCACAUCUCGGACACUCUUGGUCCGAAGGGGCGCCUGAUCGGCGUCAUGCACGACAAGCAGCUACAGCCCUGCCCUCCGGAGAG
Symbiodinium sp. CCMP2456 is the source of this 497-nucleotide messenger RNA. The record is from the annotation of a GenBank genome assembly. Lineage: Eukaryota; Dinophyceae; Suessiales; Symbiodiniaceae.